AUCCCCUACGGUUGACUGAGAUCCUGUUGUGAAAGUUCAGUCAGGCUGAAAUGUCAGCGGCUGUUUCGUCUGUCAGCAGGUGAGGUAACCUGGUGGCUUCUUGUGUUGCAGCGCAGGUGAGGAAGCAGGAUGGAUAAAGUGAGGAGGAUCCUGGUUUAUGUGUGUAAAGACCGAGCGGCUCCGCAGCGAGCUCAGUUUGUUCAGAGUAUAACGGGUCACUUCAGUGAUGGUGAUGAUGAGGUGAAUGUGAGCUGCUCACUGGAGAAAAACCAGUUCACCCUGUACAGAGGAGACGAAGGACGAGGAGUCCGUCUGAAGAGGCCCGCCUUCUGUCCCAUCAAACACCUGUCAGUCACAGAGGCAGCAGCGAUCCCAUUGGACGUCCAGCAGCGGGGAGUGGAUGUGGGCGUGGCCAUCAUCUUGCAGUCAGCCAAUCAGAGAGUGUUGCUGACACGGCGGGCGAAGGAGCUUCGGAUAUUUCCCAACGUCUGGGUUCCUCCGGGCGGCCAUGUUGAGCCGGACGAGACGCUGCUGGAUGCAGGUCUCAGGGAGUUAAAGGAGGAAACUGGACUGAAACUGGAACCAGAUGAAGUUUCUCCAAAAAUACUGGGACUGUGGGAGUCAGUGUAUCCUCCCAUGCUGUCCAGAGGACUCCCCCAGAGACACCACAUAGUCGUCUACAUGCUGCUGCACUCGUCCCUCACACACCUGCAGCUACAGGACUCUCUGAGGCCGUCGCCUGCUGAGGUCAGUGCUUGUCUUUGGGCCGACCGCCGGCUGGUCAGAGCCAUCGUGUCGGCCGUGGACGGAGAGGACGCAGAGCUUCAGCUCGACGACCUGCCGAGCAGCAUCAGCGUGUCGCAGGUUUCCACAGAGGGAGCUCUGGGUGACUCCUCGCUGCCGCUGGCGGUGUUUGUCAGCCGGGCGCCAGCCAGCGGCCCGGACGUGGAGCGAGUCAGCACUGGGACCAAGUUUGCCCUGGACCUGUGGCUGAGGAGCCUGGACGCUCCCUGACCUGUGACCUGUGACCUCUGACCCCGGCCUGCAGGCAUCAGGAAGAACAGUUCUGGAUCUCUGUUAACAUCACUUAAAUGUCAUGAACUGUUGUUCCUGUUCUUAUUUUUUAAUAAAACACACUUGAAACAGAAACCUGAA
Molecule: messenger RNA, 1155 nt
Organism: Thunnus maccoyii (southern bluefin tuna)
Lineage: Eukaryota; Metazoa; Chordata; Actinopteri; Scombriformes; Scombridae
Gene: nudt17
Product: nudix (nucleoside diphosphate linked moiety X)-type motif 17
Exons: 9
Coding region: 130-1014 (294 amino acids)
Biological process (GO): NAD+ catabolic process; NADP+ catabolic process
Cellular component (GO): cytosol
Molecular function (GO): NADH pyrophosphatase activity
Source: RefSeq, a predicted model, not a curated record